This is a messenger RNA of Sinocyclocheilus rhinocerous, 577 nucleotides long. RefSeq names its product cytoskeleton-associated protein 5-like. The transcript is spliced from 3 exons. Gene Ontology annotation, molecular function: microtubule plus-end binding; microtubule plus end polymerase activity. Lineage: Eukaryota; Metazoa; Chordata; Actinopteri; Cypriniformes; Cyprinidae. The coding region runs from base 11 to 322 and encodes 103 amino acids. Gene Ontology annotation, biological process: spindle organization; establishment or maintenance of microtubule cytoskeleton polarity; microtubule polymerization. The record is from RefSeq and is a predicted model, not a curated record.
CAUAGGAAACAUGCUUUCUCUGUUCUCGAUGGAGAGUCUGGCGCGGGAGGCCUCCAUGGGUGUCCUGAAGGACCUGAUGCACGGUCUGAUCACGCUGAUGUUGGACUCCAGAGUGGAGGACAUCGAGGAUGGACAGCAGCUCAUUCGCUCCGUCAACCUGCUCGUGGUUCGAGUGCUAGAGAAGUCUGACCAGUCCAACAUCCUGAGUGCUUUGCUGGUGCUGCUGCAGGACAGUCUUAUCAGUACUGCUGGCUCCCCCAUGUUCUCUGAACUUGUCAUGAAGGUACGACUGGUGCACUUUGUGGGUGUAUAUGCAUGUUGACAUUUGAACUACGUCAUAUUGCAAGCAGAACUCUUGACUCUUUUUGUUUUGUAUUAAUGAGCCUGUAGGACUUAAGCUACUUUCCACAAUUCAAUUAAAUCGUGAUGGAUAAAAUUAUUAACUUUGCUGUUACGUAUUACACACCCAGAAGUCAUAUUGUCAAUUUAGCAGGAAAUAUUUUGGUGGGGCUUGUUUUUGGUGUUUCUGAAUUUGAAUCAUCAAAAGAAAUUGAAUGCACUUAAUUCCACCCACACA